AGGUUGUGCAAGAUUGGUAGGAGUUGGUUUGAUGCAACGCUUUAAAAACCGUUGACAUUUUUACAGACGGACAUUUGGCAAGCCAUGUCAAGCCAGCUCGUAACCUGAACAUAUGCCGAGGUCACUUUUUACAAAGGAAUUGCAACCCUUGAUGGCACAACUUGACCUGAAGUGUGAGAAUGACAAGCAGGCCGUCCAGCCAGCGGCACAAGUCACGUGCCUAAGGCGGGCCAAGGCUCGCUUCUUGAAGGGGGUCUCCUAUUUCUCCGGAGAUAUGGCGAUUUUUGCAAAGUGGAUGGAAAAACAGUUUUUCUUGCUCCAGUUGCUGGACUGGGUCCUGCGUGGGGCCGCCCAGGUAAUGUUUGUUAACAACCCAUUGAGUGGCCUCAUUAUCUUUGCGGGCCUCAUCCUGCAGAACUACUGGUGGGCAUUGAACGGCUUUGUGGGGACUCUCUUUGCCACCAUUUCAGCCCUCAUUCUGCGGCAGAACAGAGGUGCAAUUGCUGCGGGACUGUAUGGCUACAAUGGUAUCCUCGUGGGCUUGUUGAUGGCUGUCUUCUCCAAUGCUGGAAACUGGUACUGGUGGCUCUUGCUGCCCAACAUCUUCUUGUCCAUGAUGUGCCCGGUCGUGUCCAGUGCCUUGGCAUCCAUUAACAGUCGUUGGGAUCUGCCAGUCUUCACGCUGCCAUUCAACAUUCUGGUGUGCCUCCACAUAGUGGCCACAGGUCACUACAACCACCACUUUCCUCAAGUCCUCAUCCAACCACGCACCGAGCUGCCUAAUAUCACCUGGGAGGAAAUCGACGUUGCCAAGCUGUUCAUGUCGGUGCCUGUGGGAGUUGGCCAGGUCUAUGGCUGUGACAACCCUUGGACAGGAGGCAUCUUCAUCAUCUCACUCUUUAUCUCCUCCCCCAUCACGUGCGCUCACGCUGUCCUCGGAUCGACAAUUGGCAUGCUUACAGGCCUGGCUUUGGCAGCUCCGUUUGGCGCAAUUUAUUUUGGACUGUGGGGAUACAACUGCGUGCUGGCAUGCAUUGCCAUUGGCGGAAUGUUUUAUGCGCUCACUUGGCAAGUGCAUCUGCUGGCUAUCACUUGCGGGUUUUUCUGUGCAUACAUGGGCUCUGCCAUCGCCAACAUCAUGUCAGUGUUUGGUCUCCCAGCCUGCACGUGGCCCUUCUGUCUCUCUGCGCUUACAUUUUUGCUCAUCACCACAGAAACCAAUAAGAUCUUUAAGCUGCCACUAGCCAAAGUCACCUACCCAGAGAAAAAUCUGUGCUAUUUCUGGAAAAUGAAGAAGCAGGAGAAGCAGGAGAAGAUAGAGGAAGAGCAGAAGAAAAAGGAGGAGCAGCAGAGAGCUAAUAUUGAUGAGAUAAUAUUGAAUGAGAAAGAAGAGCUGAGGCUCAACCUCAGUGCCAUGGAGGAAGCCAACAUGACACAAAUUGUCAUAGGGCCCCAAACAGAGACAGAGCCAAGUGACACUGGAGAGGAAACAACUACAGAGGACAACCAGACACAUGAAAUGCUUACAGAUUAUGUAUGAAAGAGAAAUAGAGUAGCAGAGAAAAAAUGAAACUUUGACAAAUUUGAUAUAUUUUUUUAUUCUACCAUGUUGUAUUCCAAAAUCCUCACCAAAUUUGAGCCUAACAACUCACUCUUUAGCAAUGUUGCCAAUUCCCUUAUUGGUGCCAAAAACAACAAGUUUUGUUAAAUAUCACUCUUACAAUCUCAUACUCAUCACUAGGAGUUCUGGUUUGACAAGCCUCACCAUGGUCGACCAAAGAAAUUGCGUGCAGACAGGACAAGUCUGAGUGUCGUCACCGUAUCACCAGCAUUGCCGCAAGGGUUGGAAUGGUUGCGGGGUCAGCCCAACAGUGCACAGUCGUUACAUUGCACACUGCAUGAAAUUAGUCUGCAUGGUUAUCAUCCCAGAAGGAAACCACCCGUAAAGACAAUGCAAGGCAAUGCAGGUUGCUGAAGAUAAGCAGACUAAGGAGUCAGACAUGUAUUACUGGAAUCAUGUCUCGUGGUUUGAUGAGAUAAACUUAUUUGGUCACGAUGCGGUACAGACGCAGCAACUGUGUUUAGCGGGUGGCGUGAUUAUUUGGCAUUGGAGUGGGGGCUACAGUAGAGCAUUGAAAGAACCAACCUGUGAAGUUCUCGCCCAAGACGGUUAAAGCGGACCUACGGAAAUCCCACAUUAGGCCUUGAUGGGGACAGGGAGCUACAUGGUAAAGUUUGAUGAAUAGCGGGUGUUCCCAUUUUUGUGUCUGUGACAUUUGAUUAUGAGUGAAGUAGGAUGUCAUUAUUAGACUCUCAUAUUGUCCUAGUUAACAUUGUAGAGAAUCACAUUUUGUGAUAAAUGUUGCCUACUC
Molecule: messenger RNA, 2372 nt
Organism: Syngnathus acus (greater pipefish)
Lineage: Eukaryota; Metazoa; Chordata; Actinopteri; Syngnathiformes; Syngnathidae
Gene: slc14a2
Product: solute carrier family 14 member 2
Exons: 9
Coding region: 113-1540 (475 amino acids)
Biological process (GO): urea transmembrane transport
Cellular component (GO): membrane
Molecular function (GO): urea transmembrane transporter activity
Source: RefSeq, a predicted model, not a curated record